UCAUAUUUUUGUUUGUAUUGUGUUGGUUGAUUGUCUGUUUUCAGCAAUUGAGAAACCAAACAAUAUUCUGUACAUGAAUGUAUCUUUCAGUGGAUCCAUUAUGUGCAAACCGAGAGUUUUAACAUCCAUCAUUUCAGUUCAUAUUGCUCUCACGGGGUGCUCAGUGAAACAGCCAUGUUGAGGAUAAGGACUGUUUGCUUCAGUGCAAAAGUUAAUUAUUAGACCCCUAAUGACCCCAUUGUACUCCCUAAUUCCAACAUUUCCCCAGACACCCUGAAUCAAGCCACCAUUCAAAAGCUGAAAACAUUAUUUGAUUAAUCAAUGUUAACCAUUCACGAGUUAAUCUUUCCAGUAUUUUCUUUUUGGAGAAAACAAAUAAAGAAUGUAAAUUAAUAAGUGUUUCUCAUUUUAAUGAUUAUCGGUCGUUUAUAAAUAGAUGGUUUAAAAUAAAGUUGAAAAAAGUCGGUAUUAUAACUUUCUAUCACAGCUAUGUUCAAUAAUCAUAACCAAGAAGCCAACGGAUUGUUUUUUUUAUUUAUUUUUUUUGUCAAAGUUGUCUGUAUAAACAUUCAAUGAUUGGUUAUCUUAUUUGUAAAAGAUCAGCAGAUUAUUGAAGUGUUCAGCAAAAUCGGAACUUUGACCUAUGACCAGGGCGCGCGGACGCGCAACGAUCAGAAGUCAGACUCCGGCUCAGUGUGCACGGAGCAGUGCGCAGCAGGGAUGGCCGAGUCCGGCGGGAUCCUGAUCACAGGCGGCACGGUGGUCAACGAGGACCGCUCUGUGGUCAGCGACGUCUACAUCCACGAUGGGAAAAUCGUGGAAGUUGGUGAGAACCUCCAGGUCCCGGCCGGGGCGCGCGUCAUAGACGCCGCUGGGAAACUGGUAAUCCCGGGAGGCAUCGACACGCACACGCACAUGGAGCUGGCGUUCAUGGGCACCAAGGCAGUGGAUGAUUUUCACAUCGGAACCAAGGCUGCCGUAGCCGGAGGGACCACGAUGAUCCUGGACUUUGUCAUCCCCCAAAAGGGCAAGUCCCUUCUGGAAGCCUACGAAUGUUGGCGCAAGACGGCCGACCCCAAAGUUUGCUGUGAUUACUCGCUGCAUGUGGCUGUCACAUGGUGGGGCGACAAGGUCAAGAAAGAGAUGGAGACUCUGGCCAAAGAGAAAGGAGUCAAUUCUUUUAAAAUGUUCAUGGCCUAUAAAGAUGUGUUUAUGCUGCAGGACUCUGAGUUAUACGCUGCCUUUGCACAGUGCAAAGACAUUGGUGCUAUAGCUCAGGUGCAUGCUGAGAACGGAGAUCUGAUUGCAGAGGGGGCUAAGAAGAUGUUGUCCUUGGGCAUCACGGGGCCCGAGGGUCAUGAGAUGUGUCGGCCGGAGGAGGUGGAGGCUGAGGCCACUCAGCGGGCCAUCACAAUCGCCCACGCUGUCAACUGCCCGCUCUACGUGGUCCAUGUCAUGAGCAAAUCUGCCGCCAAAGUGGUGUCCAAUGCACGCAGGGAUGGCCGUGUGGUUUUUGGGGAGCCAAUCGCAGCUGGGUUAGGCACUGACGGUUCCCACUACUGGCACAAGGAAUGGGCCCAUGCCGCUGGCUUUGUCAUGGGUCCUCCCCUUAGACCCGAUCCCAGCACCCCGGGGUAUCUUAUGGACCUACUGGCAAAUGAUGAUCUGAGCGUGACGGGAACGGACAAUUGCACCUUCUCUGUGUGCCAGAAGGCCCUGGGCAAAGACGACUUCACCAAGAUCCCAAAUGGAGUGAACGGUGUGGAGGACAGGAUGUCUGUCAUUUGGGAAAAAGGGGUGCACAGCGGAAAAAUGGACGAGAAUCGAUUUGUGGCUGUCACCAGCAGCAAUGCUGCGAAAAUCUUUAACAUCUACCCUCAGAAAGGCCGUAUUGCCAAAAACUCAGACGCUGAUGUGGUCAUAUGGGACCCCAAGAUGACGAGGAGAAUUUCAGCUAAGACGCACCACCAGGCUGUGGACUACAACAUCUUCGAAGGCAUGGAGUGCCACGGUGUCCCUGUGGUCACUAUUUCCAGAGGCAAAGUGGUCUAUGAGAACGGGCAGCUGCAGGUGUCACCGGGCCACGGCAGAUUUAUCCACAGACAGCCUUUUUCUGAAUUUGUUUACAAAAGAAUCAAGCAACGAGAGCAGGUGGGGAGACCUACAGCUGUGGACAGACAGCCCUACCGAGGCAAAGUCAUUUCUUUAUGAGCACCUGGCCCAGAACAGCAGGAGCCUCUGAAUGCCCGGCCGUGCGUCUGCCAUUGCUAUAAAACAAUUUUAUCAAAGAUA
Menidia menidia (Atlantic silverside) is the source of this 2292-nucleotide messenger RNA. The record is from the annotation of a GenBank genome assembly. Lineage: Eukaryota; Metazoa; Chordata; Actinopteri; Atheriniformes; Atherinopsidae.